AUGACCGAAACUGUGAUGGAGAAGAAAAGAAAGAUUGAAUCAAAUUCAUCAGGUAUUGCAAAACAACCAAAAGCUUCAAAAAUAUUUAGUCCGUUCAGAGUUUUGGGUAAUGUUACAGACUCAACUCCAUUUGCAAUGGGGACAUUAGGUUCGACAUUUUAUGCUGUCACCUCUGUUGGGAGAUCUUUCCAAAUCUAUGACUCGGCCACAUUACAUUUGUUAUUUGUUUCCCAAACUCAAACUCCUUCAAAGAUUACAUGCUUGGCUGCACACCAUCAUUUUGUCUAUGCAUCGUAUGGUGGCCGUAUUGGUAUUUUUAGACGUGGUAGAUUAGAACAUGAAUUGAUUUGUGAAGGCAAUUCUACUGUCAACCAUUUAUUAGUGUUCGGGGAGUAUCUUAUUGCUACCACGAUAGAAGGUGAUAUUUGCAUAUUCAAGAAAGCUGAAGGAAAGAAAUUCCCAACUGAAUUAUACAGUACGAUUAGAGUAAUCAAUUCUUUAAUUGAAGGAGAAAUUGUGGGAUUGAUUCACCCCCCUACAUAUUUAAAUAAAGUGAUUGUUGCUACAACUCAAUCGGUUUUUGUUAUAAAUGUAAGAACCGGUAAAUUAUUAUACAAAUCCCGUGAAUUGCAAUUUGAAGGCGAAAAGAUUUCGUCAAUUGAAGCUGCUCCAGUUUUGGAUGUAAUUGCUGUUGGUACAUUUAAUGGGAAUGUGUUUUUGUUCAACAUUAAAAAGGGGAAAGUAUUGGGCCAAAAAAUCAUUACUUCAGGAACUGAAUCGUCAUCAAAAGUUACCUCAAUCUCAUUUAGAACUGAUGGAGCUCCUCAUUUGGUUGCUGGCUUGAAUAAUGGGGAUUUAUAUUUUUACGAUUUGGAUAAAAAAUCACGUGUUCAUGUUUUGAGAAAUGCCCAUAAAGAGACUCAUGGAGGUGUUGCAAAUGCCAAAUUUUUGAAUGGACAACCGAUUGUUUUAACAAAUGGUGGUGAUAACCAUUUGAAGGAAUUUGUUUUUGAUCCUAAUUUAACGACUUCGAAUUCGUCUAUUGUUCCUCCUCCAAGGCAUCUCAGAUCCAGAGGUGGCCAUUCUGCACCACCAGUGGCUAUUGAAUUUCCUCAAGAAGAUAAAACCCAUUUUUUGUUGAGUGCUUCUAGAGAUAAAACAUUUUGGACAUUUUCAUUGAGAAAAGAUGCUCAAGCACAAGAAAUGUCUCAAAGGUUGCAAAAAUCCAAGGAUGGGAAAAGACAAGCUGGACAAGUUGUUUCCAUGAGAGAAAAGUUCCCGGAAAUCAUUUCUAUUUCAUCCUCUUAUGCCAGAGAAGGUGAUUGGGAAAAUAUCAUAACCGCACACAAAGAUGAAACCUUUGCCAGAACAUGGGACUCAAGAAACAAAAGAGUGGGUAGACAUUUGUUAAACACCAUUGAUGGCGGUAUUGUGAAAUCUGUAUGUAUUUCCCAGUGUGGUAAUUUUGGGUUGGUUGGAUCAUCGCUGGGUGGUAUUGGAUCGUACAAUCUUCAAAGUGGGUUAUUGCGUAAAAAAUAUGUUUUACAUAAGCAAGCUGUCACGGGUUUAGCAAUUGAUGGAAUGAAUAGAAAAAUGGUCAGUUGCGGUUUGGAUGGAAUUAUUGGAUUCUAUGAUUUUGGGAAAUCUGUCUAUUUAGGAAAAUUACAACUUGAAGCCCCUAUAACUUCUAUGAUAUAUCAUAAACUGUCUGAUCUUGUUGCUUGUGCCUUGGAUGAUUUAUCCAUUGUUGUCAUCGAUGUGACCACGCAAAAGGUUAUAAGAGUAUUGUAUGGCCAUACCAACAGAAUUUCAGGAAUGGAUUUCUCACCCGAUGGAAGAUGGAUAGUUUCGGUUGCCUUGGACUCCACUUUGCGAACUUGGGACUUACCAACUGGAGGUUGCAUUGAUGGAGUGAUUUUGCCUGUUGUGGCAACUGCAGUUAAAUUUUCGCCCAUUGGUGAUAUCUUGGCAACAACACAUGUCUCGGGAAAUGGUAUAUCCUUGUGGACUAAUCGUGGCCAAUUUAAACCUGUUUCUACCAGGCAUGUAGAAGAAGAAGAGUUUUCAACAAUUUUAUUGCCAAAUGCUUCUGGUGAUGGUGGUUCCACAAUGCUAGAUGGGUUCUUGGAUGAGGACACUAAUGAAGACGGUACUAUUAAUGAGCUGUAUACAUCUACUUCUCAGAUAGAUAGAUCUUUAAUUACCUUCUCAUCAGAGCCAAGAUCUAAAUUUAAUACUUUAUUGCAUUUAGAUACUAUUAAACAACAAAGCAAACCGAAAGAGGCACCCAAAAAACCAGAAAAUGCACCUUUUUUCUUACAAUUGACUGGGCAAGCAGUUGGUGAUAGGGCAUCUGUUGCCGAAGGGAAAACUUUGGAACAACCAGACAGUGUUGUUGAAGAGAGCGGUAGCAAAUUGCGCAAAUUAGACACAAACGGUAACUAUACAUUUGAAAGUGAAUUUACAAAACUAUUGAGGGAAGCUGGGGAAAGUGGAAAAUUUGAAAAAUUCUUGACCUAUUUACUUAAUUUAUCUCCUGCCGUAUUAGACUUGGAAAUAAGAUCCCUUAAUUCAUUUGUUCCAUUAAUUGAAAUGACAAGUUUUAUUCAAGCCUUAAAUGCUGGUUUAAAAUCAAAUGCAAAUUAUGAAAUAUGGGAAACCUUAUAUGCAAUGUUUUUCAACAUGCACGGUGAUGUGAUCCAUCUGUUUGAAAAUGAAACUAAUCUCCAUGAGGCCUUGGAAGAAUACAGACAGUUGAAUGAUGAGAAAAAUAACAAAAUGGAUUCGUUAGUGAAAUACUGUGCUAGUAUUGUAAGUUUUAUCAGUUAA
Messenger RNA from Candida dubliniensis CD36, 2829 nucleotides. RefSeq names its product rRNA-processing protein (gene UTP21). The transcript has a single exon. NCBI's taxonomy places the organism in Eukaryota, Fungi, Ascomycota, Pichiomycetes, Serinales, Debaryomycetaceae. The coding region runs from base 1 to 2829 and encodes 942 amino acids. Gene Ontology annotation, molecular function: protein binding. Gene Ontology annotation, biological process: rRNA processing. Gene Ontology annotation, cellular component: small-subunit processome; Pwp2p-containing subcomplex of 90S preribosome. The record is from RefSeq and is a predicted model, not a curated record.